Molecule: messenger RNA, 2375 nt
Organism: Marmota monax (woodchuck)
Lineage: Eukaryota; Metazoa; Chordata; Mammalia; Rodentia; Sciuridae
Gene: Etfdh
Product: electron transfer flavoprotein dehydrogenase
Exons: 13
Coding region: 148-2001 (617 amino acids)
Biological process (GO): electron transport chain
Cellular component (GO): mitochondrial inner membrane
Molecular function (GO): electron-transferring-flavoprotein dehydrogenase activity; iron-sulfur cluster binding
Source: RefSeq, a predicted model, not a curated record
GCACCCGAAAGGCAAACUUUAGCCGGAGAGUAGUUGUAUCCUGGCAGGUGAUGGCGCCCCCCGCGGCAUAGAGGUCCAGCGCCCUCCGCGAGCCUCAGACAAGUUCUUCCGUGGUGUCCGACAGAGAAAGUCCUGAUUAUUUUGAACAUGUUGGUGCGGCUAGCCAAGCUGUCCUGCCCGGCCUAUCAUUGCUUUCAUGCCUUAAAAAUUAAGAAAAAUUAUCUACCUCUCUGUGCUACAAGAUGGUCUUCAACUUCUGUUGUACCUCAAAUCACUACCCACUAUACUAUUUAUCCCCGGGAUAAAGACAAGCGAUGGGAAGGAGUGAACAUGGAAAGAUUUGCAGAAGAAGCAGAUGUGGUAAUAGUUGGUGCUGGCCCUGCAGGGCUCUCUGCAGCUAUUCGUCUAAAGCAAUUGGCUGCUGAACAUGAAAAGGACAUCCGUGUGUGUCUAGUGGAGAAAGCUGCUCAGAUAGGUGCUCAUACCCUCUCAGGGGCUUGCCUUGAUCCCUGUGCUUUUCAGGAACUCUUCCCAGACUGGAAGGAAAGAGGGGCUCCACUUAACACUCCUGUAACAGAAGACAGAUUUGGGAUUUUAACAGAGAAAUACAGAAUUCCUGUGCCAAUUCUUCCAGGUCUUCCAAUGAACAAUCAUGGCAAUUACAUUGUACGCUUGGGACAUUUAGUGAGUUGGAUGGGAGAACAAGCAGAGGCCCUUGGUGUUGAAGUGUAUCCAGGGUAUGCUGCUGCUGAGAUCCUUUUCCAUGAGGAUGGUAGUGUAAAAGGAAUUGCCACUAAUGAUGUGGGAAUACAAAAGGAUGGUGCACCAAAGACAACAUUUGAGCGGGGACUAGAACUACAUGCCAAAGUCACAGUUUUUGCGGAGGGUUGCCAUGGACACCUAGCCAAGCAACUAUACAAGAAAUUUGAUUUGAGGGCUAAUUGUGAUCCCCAAACCUAUGGGAUUGGACUGAAGGAGUUAUGGAUUAUUGAUGAAAAGAAGUGGAAACCUGGGAGAGUGGAUCACACAGUUGGAUGGCCCUUGGACAGGCAUACCUACGGAGGCUCUUUCCUCUAUCAUUUAAAUGAAGGUGAACCCCUCGUAGCUCUUGGUUUUGUGGUUGGUCUAGACUAUCAAAAUCCAUACCUGAGUCCAUUCAGAGAAUUCCAAAGGUGGAAACACCAUCCCAGCAUUCAGCCAACAUUGGAAGGUGGAAAAAGAAUUGCCUAUGGAGCCAGAGCUCUCAAUGAAGGUGGCUUUCAGUCUAUACCAAAACUCACCUUUCCUGGUGGUUUACUAAUUGGUUGUAGCCCUGGCUUCUUGAAUGUUCCCAAGAUCAAAGGUACCCAUACUGCAAUGAAAAGUGGAAGUUUGGCAGCAGAAUCAAUUUUUAAUCAACUAACUAGUGAAAAUCUCCAAUCAAAGACAAUAGGACUCCAUGUAACCGAGUAUGAGGACAAUUUGAAGAAAUCUUGGGUGUGGAAAGAGCUGUAUUCUGUUAGAAAUAUAAGACCUUCCUGCCAUGGAGCAUUGGGUUUAUAUGGAGGGAUGAUUUACACUGGAAUAUUUUACUGGAUAUUGAGAGGAAUGGAACCAUGGACCCUAAAACAUAAAGGUUCUGAUUCUGAUCAGCUUAAGCCAGCCAAAGAUUGCACACCUAUUGAAUAUCCAAAACCUGAUGGACAGAUCAGUUUUGAUCUCUUGUCAUCUGUGGCUUUAAGUGGUACUAAUCAUGAACAUGACCAGCCAGCACAUUUAACUUUAAAGGAUGACAGCAUACCUGUAAACAGAAAUCUAUCAAUAUAUGAUGGGCCUGAGCAGCGAUUCUGCCCUGCAGGAGUUUAUGAAUUUGUACCUUUGGAACAAGGUGAUGGAUUUCGGUUACAGAUAAAUGCUCAGAACUGUGUGCACUGUAAAACAUGUGAUAUUAAAGAUCCAAGUCAGAAUAUUAACUGGGUGGUGCCCGAAGGUGGAGGAGGACCAGCUUAUAAUGGAAUGUAAACUGCAAUUUAUUUCAUUUCAGGCACAUUUACAUUUAAAAUGUAUAGCAAACUAACAUUAAAAUAUUUAGAAGUUAACAAGUAUCCUUCACAAAAUAACUAUUGGUGAAAUUAAUGUUUUAUAUCUAUGUAAAAUUAUCCCAUAAAAAUUAUGAAACAUUUUCCUCUUACAAUAAAACUAAAAAUUAUGUAGCAUUUACUUACCUCUUUGAUUGUUCAAGAUUUCAGCACCAACAGCAAAAUGCCUUAUUGGGCUUUACUAUACAGUUGAUUUACCAAAUUUAAAUCUUCAAAUAUAAAAAUGAAUAUACAUUCUAGACCAGGGAUUAGCAUCUAACUCAGCACUUACUAUGAAUAAAGUUUUACUGAACCAGC